Messenger RNA from Glycine soja, 2632 nucleotides. Its product is annotated as cysteine-rich receptor-like protein kinase 42. The record is from RefSeq and is a predicted model, not a curated record. NCBI's taxonomy places the organism in Eukaryota, Viridiplantae, Streptophyta, Magnoliopsida, Fabales, Fabaceae. The transcript is spliced from 6 exons. Gene Ontology annotation, molecular function: ATP binding; protein kinase activity. Bases 243 to 2264 code for a protein of 673 amino acids. Gene Ontology annotation, biological process: protein phosphorylation.
UUAGGCAUAAACACAGUCCGAGCUGGUAGUAGACUCCACAAAUAUGGGAAAAAAAGAAGAAAUUUUUAACUUGCCAACUGUGACACUUUAAUUUAUUUUUCCCCACACUCUCUCUUGAGUCUUGCCUCUUCUUUGUAGGUCGGAAAAAAAAAAAAAAAAAACACGUUAUAAUAACUCUUACCCACAAGGUUGGCAAGAAAAGUAGUUAAGCCAUAACAGCACACCAGACCAGACCCAGAAAAAUGAACUCCAAAAGCUUCUCCUCAUCAAAUCCAAGCCACAACAAAAAUAAUUACCCAUCAUGGGUUCUCUUCACCACACUCUUACUCUCAUCUCUAUCCCUCACAGUUUCUAAUCCAAGGAUUACCGAGGCAGGGCUCUACUGUGGCACUAGCAAGGCCCCUCUGAAGGCCAACUACAUCCCCAGCUUCAUCAAGGAGAUGGAGAGCCUCUCGCAGCUCGUCACCAGCAACAACUGGGGCACACACUCUGUAAAAAUAUCAGGCUCAGGCUCAUCCAUUCCCAUUUACGGCUUCGCGCAAUGCUUCCGCGACCUCUCCCACACCGACUGCCUCCUCUGCUAUGCCGCGAGCCGCACCAGGCUCCCCCGCUGCCUCCCUUCCGUCUCGGCCCGCAUCUACCUCGACGGCUGCUUCCUCCGCUAUGACAACUACAGCUUCUAUUCGGAAGGCACCGAUCCUUCGAGGGACGCGGUGAACUGCACCGGGGUGGCUGCUGGUGAUGAGGCUGAGAGGGUGGAGCUUCAGGAGAGAGUUGGAAGAGUGGUGGAUAAUGUGGUUAACAUUGCUGAGCGUGAUGGUAAUGGUUUUGGUGUGGGAGAGGUUGAGGGGGUUUAUGCUUUGGCUCAGUGCUGGAACACUCUUGGGAGUGGCGGGUGCAGAGAGUGCUUGAGGAAAGCUGGGAGGGAGGUGAAGGGGUGCUUGCCCAAGAAGGAAGGGAGGGCCUUGAAUGCUGGCUGUUAUUUGAGGUAUUCCACGCAGAAGUUUUAUAAUGAGGAUGGUGAUGCAGGUGGUGGAAAUGGGUUCUUAAGAAGAAGAGGAGUCAUAGUAGCAGAAGUGUUAGCAGCAGCUGCAGUUAUAAUGCUCGCUCUCUCUGCCUCCUAUGCAGCUUUCACAAAAUUUUCAAAGAUAAAAAAAGAAAACAAUAAUCUCGGUCAGAUUUCCUCUUCCAUAAGCAAAUCUAGCUUGAAUUACAAGUACGAAACUCUUGAGAAGGCCACAGAUUAUUUCAACUCCUCGAGAAAAGUAGGCCAAGGUGGAGCUGGUUCAGUUUUCAAAGGUAUUCUCCCAAAUGGGAAAGUUGUAGCUGUUAAGAGAUUGAUCUUCAAUAACAGGCAAUGGGUGGAUGAGUUCUUCAAUGAAGUGAAUUUGAUCAGCGGAAUUGAACACAAGAAUCUUGUCAAACUAUUGGGUUGUAGCAUUGAAGGCCCUGAGAGCCUCCUUGUGUAUGAGUACUUACCCAAAAAGAGUUUAGACCAAUUUAUCUUUGAAAAAAACAGAACUCAGAUUCUAAACUGGAAGCAGCGGUUUAACAUCAUUCUAGGAACGGCAGAAGGGCUUGCAUAUCUUCAUGAAGGCACUAAAAUAAGAAUCAUCCAUAGAGACAUCAAAAGCAGCAAUGUUCUUCUGGACGAGAAUCUCACUCCCAAGAUUGCAGAUUUCGGCCUUGCCCGGUGUUUUGGUGGUGAUAAGUCACAUUUGAGCACUGGAAUUGCUGGAACACUAGGUUACAUGGCUCCUGAGUACCUAAUUCGAGGACAACUUACAGAUAAAGCUGAUGUCUAUAGUUAUGGAGUACUUGUUCUGGAGAUUGUGAGUGGCAGGAGGAAUAAUGUCUUCAGAGAGGACUCUGGCUCGCUUCUACAAACAGCUUGGAAACUAUACCGAUCAAACACAUUAACCGAAGCUGUUGAUCCUUCCUUGGGAGAUGAUUUUCCUCCAUCGGAAGCAUCAAGGGUGCUUCAAAUUGGAUUGCUUUGCACACAAGCUUCAGCUUCCCUAAGACCAUCUAUGUCCCAAGUUGUUUACAUGCUAAGUAAUACAAAUUUAGAUGUUCCCACACCAAAUCAACCCCCAUUUUUGAACACUGGAAUGCUUGACUCAGAUAGUUCCAUUAAGUCUUAUAGCACUAACAGCUUCAUAUCCAAUGCCUUGAAGAAGAUUGGAGUGUCCUACAGCUACUCAGAGUCCUCACGAAAUUCAGAUGGGCCAUCAAGAAGUGAAGAAUCAAUUAUCCAAGUUUGAUUUCCAUGAAAUUAAAUUGCAGUCUUCAAUAACAAUUGGGGUCGAAACAUCACAGUUUUCAAGGUUUCCGUGACUGCAAUAACUGUCACGUUGCUCACAUUUGUCCACAAUGUAUGGCAAGAUCAUGAUUUUGAAGGUCUCCUGAGGGUGACAACAACUGCAGUUUAAAAACAUUGUGAUUGCCAAUAUGUUCCUUGGUUUUGGGUGGUCAUGUCCAUAUGUUGUUUAGUAGAAAGAAAGAGUAAAUUAUUAUAUAAUGUGCUGCGUUUACAUUACAAGUAUAGCAUUUUUUUUUUUAUAAAUAGCAACAAUAAGAUUUGAAUAUAAAACUGUGAGUAUAGUACUGAAACUCUUUAUCAUUAAGCUAA